Molecule: messenger RNA, 3023 nt
Organism: Suillus clintonianus
Lineage: Eukaryota; Fungi; Basidiomycota; Agaricomycetes; Boletales; Suillaceae
Product: transportin-PC
Exons: 9
Coding region: 84-3023 (979 amino acids)
Biological process (GO): protein import into nucleus
Cellular component (GO): nucleus; cytoplasm
Molecular function (GO): nuclear import signal receptor activity
Source: RefSeq, a predicted model, not a curated record
GUUAAGAGUUCCGACUGAGCCCUUUCUUUCUUGCGGCGCGUUCCCCUAAAUCUGAACUUAACGCGCGUUCACGGCUUUUCACGAUGUCAACUUGGACGCCGCAGCCUGCAGGUCUACAGGAGAUCCUGCAGACUAUACGCGACUCAACUGAUACACAAGGCAAUGUACAGCGAGCAAUCACUCAUAAAUUGAACACCUUUACACGUGUACCAGAUUAUAUUGCAUAUCUGGCAUACAUCUUAACCGCUCUCCCCCAAGAGGAAGACCAAAUCCGCACGAUAGCUGGGUAUCUAUUGAAGAACAACGCGCGUCUGCUCCUUGGCGUAUCUCCGGAGGUGGCCGAAUAUGCAAAGUCGGCUGUUCUCCAAGCCUUCAUCAGCUCUCCUCCUUUGAUAAGGAAUGCUGCUGGUCAUGAUAUUGUUGCAUUCCUCGGUGCUCUUGAGCCUAGAAAUUGGCCAGAUUGCUUGCAGCAGUUGGUGAAUAUGCUAGAUUCGCCUGAUCCAGCUCUCCAGGAGGGCAAAGCCCAUGCGAAGUGCAGCUCUAGCUCUUCAGAAGCUCUCCUCCUUCGAAUGUCGCAUUUAAUUGAACGUGACUUUAUGCUGAGCUCGAACAUUUCCCAAGCACGCGAUGUUUUAUAUUCCAUGAUUAUCUGUAUCAAUAUUCAAGUGCAAAUGCUGAAAAUUACCAUGCAGGCUGCUUUCAGCGUUUUCGAGAAAGCUUGCGAAGAUUUCCCUCGCAAAAUGGACGUUGAGAUUAACGGAACACGUCCUCUGGAUUACAUGAUCCCCAAGUUCCUCGUGCUAUCAGAGCAUCCGAUGCCGAAAAUGCGGUCACAUGCCGUUGCCUGUCUUUCAUAUUUCGUACCGAUCAAUUCUCAGUCCCUCUUUGCCCACAUCGAUGCUUUUAUCGCCUGCCUGUUCAAGCGCGCAUCUGACGAAGAUCCAUCUGUCCGAAGGCACGUCUGCCAGGCUCUUGUUUUGCUUCUUGCAGCCCGCCCCGAGAAGUUGAUGCCGGAAAUGUCGAAUGUCGCCGAGUACAUGUUAUACUCAACCAAAGAUAAGAAUGAAAGUGUGGCCCUCGAAGCUUGCGAGUUCUGGCUCACUUUCGCGGAGGAUCCUGACCUUGCAGCUUUCCUCCAUCCUCUCCUAGGUCGAGUUGCUCCAGUAUUGCUCGAUUGCAUGAUUUACGGAGAGGAUGAUCUUCUAUGGCUUGAUGGCGACACAGAAGAUACCAGCGUCCCUGACAAGGAAUCCGACAUCAAGCCACGACAUUACGGGGGUAAAACACACGGUCUGGACCGGGAUCAAGGAGAAGCUAACGGCCAGGAGCGGAAACGGGGGGCGUACGGAGAGGAGACAUUGGAUGAUGAGGAUGAGGACGACUACGAUCUCGAUGACGAUGAUUUCGCUGAUGAGAUGUCUACGGAGUGGAACUUGAGGAAAUGCGCUGCUGCUGCGCUGGAUGUGCUGGCUGUGAGGUUUGGGUCCGAGUUACUGAACGUGCUUCUUGGUCCGUUGAAGAAUAAGCUCUGGAGUGCUGAGUGGUUAGAGAGGGAAAGUGGCAUAUUGGCACUAGGUGCAAUGGCAGAAGGUGCUGGCUGCAUCGAUGCAAUCGAGCCUCAUUUGACAACCCUCGUUCCAUAUCUAAUCAACACACUUAACGACCCCAAGCCCCUUGUUCGAUCAAUCGCCUGCUGGACGUUGGGCCGGUAUGCAAGUUGGUGUACGCAGCCUAUAUCGGAGCAGCAUAAGAAUUCAUAUUUUGUCCCCACAAUGGAAGGCCUCCUGCGAAUGGUCCUGGACGACAACAAACGUGUACAAGAAGCAGGAUGUAGCGCGUUCGCAACGUUAGAGGAAGAUGCCGGGCCCGAGCUUGUACCCUAUUUGGAACCCGUCCUCCGGAAUCUGGUGUUUGCGUUUGAAAAAUAUCAGCACAAGAACACGCUCAUACUGUAUGAUGCUGUUGGUACAUUGGCGGAUGCUGUCGGCAGGGCAUUGCAGAAUCCCGCCUAUGUGGAAAUAUUGAUGCCCCCUCUGACAUCUCGAUGGGCCAAAUUGUCGGACGAUGACGAUGAUUUGAUUCCGCUUCUCGAGUGCAUUGCGUCCGUCACCAUUGCCAUGGGACCGGCGUUUUCCCCUUACGCACUACCCGUAUUCCAGCGCUGCGUGAACAUUAUCCACCAGUCUCUACUCCAGUACCAAGCAUACCAGCAGAACCCCGAACUCGAUGAGCCUGACAAAUCCUUCCUUGUGGUCUCACUGGACCUCCUAUCGGGCCUUGCACAGGGCAUGGGCAUGCAUCUAGAGUCUCUCAUUGGGCAGACAAAUCCGAACCUUCUUCAGCUACUGACGGUGUGCCUCAAGCACCCCCAGGCACCUGUACGUCAGAGCGCGUAUGCUCUCGUUGGAGACCUUGCGAUGGGCUGCUUCCAGCUCCUGCGCCCUCAUCUGCCUUCCAUUAUGGCGGAGCUUAUCGAACAGCUUGACCCUGAGCCUAAGGUCGAGUUCAUCAGUGCAUGCAAUAACGCAGCUUGGUCUGUCGGGGAAGUCGCGUUGCGCUAUGGGCGUGACGACCCGGAGUUCCAGCAAUGGGUAAACCCUCUCAUCGCACGUCUCAUCCCUAUCUUGUUGCACCCGAAGGCCCCACGCAGCCUUCACGAGAACGCCGCCGUGUCCAUUGGAAGGAUCGGGUUAAUGCACCCCGGUGUUGUCGCUCCCCAUUUGCCCGAGUUUGCACAAGCAUGGUGCUUGGCCUUGUAUGAGAUUCGUGAUAAUGAAGAGAAAGACUCUGCGUUCCGCGGUCUAUGCACCCUUGUGCAGACCAACCCAGCGGGCAUUGCUAAGAGCCUUCUCUGGUUUUGCAAUGCCAUCAUUAGGUGGCAUCAACCCUCUGCGGAGCUGAAUUCGAUGUUCCAACAACUUUUGUCUGGUUUCAAGCACCACGAUGAGGCAGGUUGGGCUGCACAGGUUUCAACAUUCCCUCCUGUAAUCCAGGAGCGCCUCGCUGCACGAUAUGGUGUAUAG